UCGAUGACAUCUUAAAUCAUCACUUUUUUAAUCAAAACACUCGUGUCAACAUGCGAUUUUUGUUUUGCUCGCAAAUUAAUAUCGAUUUAGUCGUUUUUUAAUUAAAAUUUCAAUUGAAUUUUAUAUAACAAAAUAUUUUAAUUAAUGUUGUUUGUUAGACAAGCUCUAAGAGCUUUUACCAAGUCACAUAUAGUGCAUAGGGUCCAAAAAAUAAAAAAUACUGCAUUCAGUGAAAAAUAUUUACUAUUCACAAAUCUUGGUAUCAGCUUAACAUUAUCAUCACUUGGUGAUGUUUUGGAACAGAAAUAUGAAAAAUAUUCUGGACGAAUCAAUAAAUGGGAUCAAAAGCGCACAAUGAAUAUGGCAGUAUCUGGUGUUAGUGUUGGUUUUAUAUGUCAUUACUGGUAUAGAUUUUUAGAUAAAAGGCUCCCAGGCUCAAGUAUAGUUAUAGUUCUAAAAAAAGUGGUUCUAGAUCAAUUGAUUUGUUCACCGUUAUAUAUAUCAAUAUUUUUUAUAACAUUAGGAAUAUUAGAGAAAAGUACGUUGGAAGAAACUCUUAAUGAAAUUAAAGAAAAAGCAUGGAAAUUAUAUGCAGCGGAAUGGAUGGUUUGGCCAGUAGCUCAAGUAGUAAAUUUUUAUUGGUUACCACCGAAAUAUAGAAUUUUAUAUGAUAAUUUAAUUUCAUUAGGAUAUGAUGUUUUUACUUCUAAUAUAAAAUAUUGUACGGAUAAAAUUGACGAAAAUGAUUAAUUAAGUUUUGUAUUUAAAUAUAAAGAAAUUUUACAAUAAUGUUAAUUAAAAUACGACUAAAUCGAAAUUAAGUACAUAAUGUGAUCUAUAAUUUAAUAUAUAAAAGAAUAUUAAGAAUAAAAAUCAUGUUGUACCUGAG
Condylostylus longicornis is the source of this 889-nucleotide messenger RNA. RefSeq names its product mpv17-like protein 2. NCBI's taxonomy places the organism in Eukaryota, Metazoa, Arthropoda, Insecta, Diptera, Dolichopodidae. The record is from RefSeq and is a predicted model, not a curated record. Gene Ontology annotation, cellular component: membrane; cytoplasm. The transcript is spliced from 3 exons. Bases 145 to 750 code for a protein of 201 amino acids. Gene Ontology annotation, biological process: mitochondrial ribosome assembly.